Messenger RNA from Sorex araneus (European shrew), 639 nucleotides. It is a transcript of the gene RPP14, whose product is annotated as ribonuclease P/MRP subunit p14. Gene Ontology annotation, cellular component: ribonuclease P complex. The record is from RefSeq and is a predicted model, not a curated record. The transcript is spliced from 6 exons. Gene Ontology annotation, biological process: tRNA 5'-leader removal. Bases 185 to 559 code for a protein of 124 amino acids. Lineage: Eukaryota; Metazoa; Chordata; Mammalia; Eulipotyphla; Soricidae.
ACAUCCGCACCUGCGUCACGCUCCCGGCGGUUGGGCCAAACGAAACUAAGCCCGGAGUUUUUCGGCCCGAGGCACUGGCCCCUGCCUGGAAGCGCCGAUCCUUCAAAGGUUCUUGAAAGUGACAUGAGUUGGGGGGGCGUGAGGUCAAGCUGUCUAGGAACAGGUGUGAUCGGCAUUGGAAAAGAUGCCAGGCCCAGCCACCACAUAUGAAAGAAUAGUUUACAGAAAUCCCUCUGAGCACCACUACAUGAAAGUUUGCCUAGAAUUUCAAGACCGUGGUGUUGGACUGAACGCUGCACAGUUCAAACAGCUGCUUAUUUCAGCCCUGAAGGACCUGUUUGGAGAGGUGGGUGCUGCCUUACCUUUGGAUGUCUUAACCUAUGAGGAGAAGACCUUAUCAGCCAUAUUGAGAGUAUGUAGCAGUGGCCUCGUCAAACUCUGGAGCUCUUUGACCUUGUUAGGAUCUUACAAAGGCAAGAAAUGUGCUUUCAGAGUCAUUCAGGUUUCUCCAUUUCUUCUUGCAUUGACUGGUAAUAGUAGGGAACUGGUACUGGAUUGAAUAGUCUUCAGUUUCAGAAGCAUUCCUCUGCUUUUUGGUGCCAGUAUAAUGUCCAAAGACUGAAGUUGGCUAAGCUCCUG